Molecule: messenger RNA, 6290 nt
Organism: Lethenteron reissneri (Far Eastern brook lamprey)
Lineage: Eukaryota; Metazoa; Chordata; Hyperoartia; Petromyzontiformes; Petromyzontidae
Product: rho family-interacting cell polarization regulator 1-like
Source: RefSeq, a predicted model, not a curated record
CACACACGUGGACACACGUACGUAGACACACACACACAGACAGAGAUUCCCCGUAAAGCCUUCACAGACUUUUGGGGCAAGUGGUGUUAGCGAGCACCAAUGCUGGGAGUGGGUUGCCAGCACGACGUCCGGCCGCUUUGCCUCCUUAGUGGCGAUGUUUACACACCGCACCGGGUACUCGUUUGAGGCUGAGUCGACCUUGGGGAGUCCCAGGAUCGGUUCGGAUAAUCGUGACUGGUGUUGGCGGCCGUGAGUGGGAUUGGAACUCAGUUCGCCGGGUUCGUAGCGGAGCAGCGCUAACGCGUUUAGAAGACACACACACACGCUCAUACACACACACGCUUAUACACACACACACGUUCAUACACACACUCAUACACACACACACGCUCAUACACACAGACUCAUACACACACACGCUCAUAUACACACACGCUCAUACACACACGCACACACGCUCAUACACACACACACGCUCAUACACACACGCUCAUACACACACACACUCAUACACACACACACACUCAUACACACAUACACGUUCAUACACACACACGCUCAUACACACACACUCAUACACACACACGCUCAUACACACACACUCAUACACACACACGCUCAUAUACACAUACACGCUCAUACACACACGCUCAUACACACACGCACACACACGCUCAUACACACACACAUACGCUCAUACACACACGCUCAUACACACACGCACACAAUGCUGCCAUCAGCUGUUUUGCAUGAACGUUAACUCACAACAACAAAUACACGUUCGAACUAGCACACACACACGGGCACACAAACCCAGACAUAAACACAUUACGACUACUACUACCACCACCACACAUGUGUCCCCGCACACCACACACACAAACACGCGUCCACUCACAGACUUAAACACAAACACGCGCACACACAAACACGCGCACACACGAACACGCGCACACACGAACACGCGCACACACAAACACGCGCUCACACAAACACGCACUCACACAUACACUCACACGCAAGUCCAAACACACGCGCGCACACACACGCACGGCUGCAGCUUGAGAACUCCGAGUGCCGCUUGAAAGCCAGUUGCCUGGAUGCCAGGCUGAAUAAUCAUCGCGCAGACUUGUCGGAUACACAUAAUUGGCACAAUCUUCAGCCGUGCAGCAGCUGUCUGUGGGUGCUCCCGGCGUGUUCCAAGGAGUUCGCGCUACACGGGAUAUGCCUGGUGUUGUCUCUUAACACAUCUUACCUCUCUGAAGACAUCUCGAACUGACAGGAGAGGGAUCGUUUGUGUGCCAUGUCGCUGGCUCUGAGGCCGGCCCCACGCGUCGGUCUGGUCUUCAGGAGCCAGUCGUUCGCAGGCUUCAGCUCGACGCGAGACAAGACACCCUGGCCACGCUCGCCGUACGGCAGUACGCCUGUGCAGGCGCGCCGAUCGCCGACCCGGAGCGUCAAGGGGUCAUCCGCGUCGGGCAAGCCACCCGGAGGGGCCUUGCGAACACCACGGCCACAGCAAGCUGAGCACAUCUACGUGUCACUGAGAAGAGGGCUCGGUCAACUCCUGAAAGCUCAUCACGAUGAACUGGAAAGUCUGGUGGCCCAGCAGAAAGGAACCAAAAGAGACUCCAGAAUGGCGUUUUUCUAUGAACUGGACAAGCAACUCCGAGCGACCCAGCGCUAUCUCAGGCACCUAGAGUUUCACAUAAGCAAGAUAGAGGAACUGUACGAGAGCUACUGCAUCCAGGGCCGGCUCAGGGAUGGCGCGCGUAAGAUGGUGGCGGCGUACCAGGCAUCGCGGAACAGCCGUCUGGCGCGUGCCGCCCUGCUGGCAGUGGCACGAGAGCACCGCGACUACACCGAGAGUCUAUGCAUGUUGGAAAAUGAGCUGGAGAAGCUCCUGGGAGAGUUUCACAUUCAGAUGAAAGGUUUAGCAGGUUUUGCGCGGCUGUGUCCAGGAGAUCAGUAUGAGGUGGUGGUGCGGUACGGGCGGCAGCGCUGGAAGAUGCGCGGGCGCAUUGAUUCGGCAGACGAGCAGCGCUGGGACGGCACGGAGGCCGUGCUGUCGGCCCUCCUCGCUGAACCCCUCUACGUGCGGGUGACGGAGCUGAGAGGCCUGGCAAGCCACACGCUUGUGGGCAGCGUUGCCUGCGAGACGGGCAGCUUGUUUGCUGCAGGCACCCGCAUCGUGGCGCUGGACAUAAACUCACUGGGAACCAUAAAACUCCAUCUGGAGGUGACCUGGAAUCCAUUCGACAAGGACGAGGCGGCGAUGACCCCGCUGACGGUGGGGAAGCUGUCCGCCAACGCGCGCCGGCGAGCGCUGUGCUAUGGACAGAGCCCCCCUGCCACUCCCUCGCUCCACCAGGCGGUUUUGUGCAGAACGGAGCUUCAGCCCACUUUGUCCUCCGCCUCUUGCAUUUACCACCGGGUAAAUGGGCAAGCUCGCCGGCCUCGGAUACCAAACUACCAACCUCCAAUGCCGGACGACUCCUCCCAGCCUUCCACUGAUCACGUGGGAGAACCAGACGAGGACUUGAGAUCAUUGCCACAUACCGCUUCGAACAAGGUAUCGUCUACUGAGGCCCUUUCCGGGGAUUCGUCUUCGUCAUCGGAGGAAGAGAAAGACAUCGUGGUGGCCCUUCGCAGCCACAAUCGGCCACCUGUCCACCAUGGCAUUUGGCCCAACAGCCGGGCACUGAGCCUCAUCAGCGAGUGCAGCGUGGACUCAUUCACAGACACUGGAGCCACCGACGAGCUGCUAGUGAAGCUGUGCAGCAUUGCAGACACGGUCACGCUGGAGAUGACGGAGCAAACGGUGCGUCCUCCGGGCAACGCUCUCGCGGAGGCCCGGCGUUCACAGUAUGAAGAGAUUUCAACAAACUUUAUCGCACCAGAGCUUGAAGGCAACUCAGUGCAACCUAUUUUGUGGAGCGGCGACAUCGACGCCAUUGCUGAAUGUGCUGGCAAAGCUGGAGUAGCAAGGUCAGCAGGCGAUAACGUGGAAUCAGAAAGAACACACAUCGAAGAAGACCCACUUAUAGAGAAUAUGGGCCCUGUCAAUAUGUCAGAGACAAGUCAGAGCAAGCGAUGGCACUUACGCACCUCCAGCCUUACACCUGAGAUUCCACAUUCUGACCUAAUGUCAAACGUGUUGCAUAUACAUUCGACAGAGUCAACUCCCACCAACAGUCUGUCGCGGACUUCUGCGGGCAAUUCCAUCCGCCCGAUGAAAUUAAACUCCGCAAUGGGUGACUUGGGCCUUGCCACAAAAGCGGUAACUAAGCCUAGCCACUUGGUUGAAUCUCAGAGAGGAGGACCUCUACUCGGUGUGGGAAAGCACCAUGGCGAGUCCUGCAGUCUUAACGUAGCGUGGAUGAACCUCCGCACUGCCCUCAAUACCUGCAGAGGGAAAUUCAGCGCACUGGACGAAUUGGAGCAAGAGGUGACGCACUUGGGACGCCUCUUGCAGGCUCCGAGCACGCCUGCCGAGCCCGAGAGCAGAGGAGGUUCCAGCUCCAGCCUGACGUUGGAGCAGGUCCUGGAGAGCUUCAGCUUCCUGAAUGCCUGGGAGCAGGACGACAUCUGCAUGGAUACGCAGCCUCAGCCAGGGUGUGGCAAUAAUAAAGUUAAAGAUACAGGAAAUAUCGACUCGGUUCCAUUAACAACUGGAAACAAGAGUCUGGAUUGUUCCCUCGCACAACAUCUUUGUCAUUGCACAAAUCUUCUGCAGCAAGGGGGCUCGCUCGGGCCACUGCACUGUGGCGACGGGCGCACGCUGACUCGGCUCCGGGAGCAGGUUGGCGUGCUGCGCCAGGUGUCUCAGGUGAUGUGCGAGAACCCUGGGGGCAUAGCCCAGUUAUCGCUGAUGUACGGACAGCCGGACGUCACCAUGGAUCCGUGUGGCAUGGACAUUCAGAAGCUCGUGGCAGAGCUGUGUUCAAAGCUGGACUCUAACAUCCAUCAAGUGCUACGGCCGGAUGCCAGAGACUGCACACAAGCGGAGCGGGGUGGGGAGGCGAGGUGGAACCAGAUGGACUUGACGGAACUCCGGACAGUAUUGUAGUGCCACUGAGUGUCAAUGCCCACGCAGCGUUGCCACGGUCCAGUUGCCAUCCUGAACUGUGACAGCAAUCCACACCCCCGUGGACACAACACGCCAGAUGAAACGCCCUGCUGGUUGUCUAAAAUACCGCAAUCUAUUUCCCUAGUGAAGUUAUUGUGAGUGUAUUGCUGUUAUGUCACCCUUUGCAUUGCAUAUCUCAGAAUAAGCGGUAAAUUUGUGUCAAUAAUUUAGCUUGGCUUGGGUAGAUAUUUGCUAAACCUACUCAAACCAAACUUUAACUAAUCCCAUGCUUUCUAAAUAUGCACUGUGUACAAAUAUGUGUACUUCAGUUGAAUAAUGUGCAACAAGUGUUAUCAGUGACAUAUGAUUUAAGUAUAUUAAACGCUUGGAAAAACAUUUAUCAAUAAUUUAUACCAUGUUUCUAAAGUCAUUGGAGAUAAGAGUAGAAUCGCAUGUUAACCAUGACUUUACUACAGCUGCUAUUUAUGGAAUGUCUGUGCUCAUAAAAAAUAUGACAAAACAUUAAAAAAAUAUUUAUUUGCUUAAAAAUGUGCCUUUAAAUUCUGUUACACAAGAUCCAAUGUGUAUACCAUGUCUUAAAAAUAAAACAGCCAUCUAAUAUGUAUUCAAGGAAUGUAAGAUAAUGGUUUUGAUUUCUAUAAUUAUUUCACUUGUGAAAUAUUCCAUUUCCAACAUCUGUCAAAACGUAUAAAAUAUCUGUUGGAUUUGAGAUUGGACCAGUUUAAUUAAAUCUCCAUGAAAACGAAUUAAUCGAGAGUUAGGUUCUCGUUAACACCUGAUUAUGCUGGAUGUUAAUUUGCCCCUAUGACGUGAUUAAAUUGGCUCUCUCGUGUGAUGGUUAUAGUUGAAACUUACACUAUAUCUACACUAACUCAAAAUAAACUAAUUAUAAAUAAUAAUAUUGGUCGGGAAAGCCUCCACAUGAACUCAAAAGCAAUUUUUGUAUUUAAUUAUUGUUUUUGCUUGAUACUUAAUAAUUCGCAGUCUGCUACUCAUAGUAAAGCACCUUUAUAUAUUAUUAUUCUUCAAGCUUACAUGGUUAGAAAUUCGUGGUCAAUUUACCCGCUGUGACUGGAGAAGUCAACUAACACUGGAUAGUGCCAGUUUCUUUUAUGUUCAGUCCCUGUGGAAGCUUCUUCAAAGCAGGUGUGGGUUUACAUCUUCGCCUCUGGGGGUCCUAUUGGCUCCCAGGUCACUCUCUAAAUAGCUGCACUAAAAAUACUGAGCGGGUGGAGCUGCGAAUGUAUUUAUUCUUCGUGAAAAUCAUACUGUACAUAUCUGUUGAGUACUACUUAAAUAAUUGCAUCAAAAGCUACUUAAUCAGUGGAUGACGUAUACGUCCAUUGCUAAAUACGGUACGGCAAAUUACACUUCGUAGGUUUUUGCCGUUUUCCUGUACUGUGCAGUUCUUUUUCGAUGUGUUGUCGGGUUGUACCGCGUUUUGUUCGACAUGUUAGAUGUUUGGCUCGGAGAGCUAGACAGCGAAUUGUGUCGUGAAUACUGGAUAUCCCAUGAUCGAGAUAAAACGUACGACAAAAAUAAACUACCAAGAUUGUACAUAUUGUCCUCCAUUAGACGUCGGUUCGAGGCCUCAUCAGCCCUGACAUGCGGUCUUUUCUGCCAUAUUUCGUCUUGACAAGCACCCCUUUGUCUAUUUUUGGACAAACAGCUAUCACAACAAUUGCUUCCUUGUGACAUGAGCAAGGCUGCGUGGUCUUGGCAGGCCAGAAUUAAUUUGCCUCUGGGUAUUGUAUGCAAACUUGAGUUAAUUGCGUUGCACGUGGAGUGCAUUUAACAAGCUUCAUAUUAAUUAGUGCACAGCUCUCUUGGGGACUUGCACAGCUCAAAAUACUUUUGUUUAGGACAAAUAGUAACAUCUGCAGGAUUGGUUUGGGGAUAAUGUAUCGGACCACGUGAAAGCACGUGAACAUUCUUCAAGUAAAGCAAAGAUCUGUGAUUUUGAAUGACACAUUAUCUUUACGUUAUAUAAUUGUUUAAAUAACAAAAAAAACUGAACAAUGGCUUGAUUGAAGAGGUGGCAGAAGAUGUAAGCUCAAUUUGCUGAUGGAGUUAAAUUAACUCAAUUCAAAUUAAUUCGAGUAAAAAUAUGUUACCGCACAUUAUCAGGGCAAAUAUAUAAUAACCUCACUACAUUUAAUGUUGUAGAAUCAAUGACAAAAACGUGUCAACUUAAUACAAA